GCUAUGCUCGUUGGAAAGUGUCUCUGCCUAUGAAUGUGUAUGAGUAAAUGUCAGCUAUGCAUGUGGGGUAUAUGUAACUCGUAGUGAGUGCGCACAUUCUGCCGUACAUAUUCGUGCACGCUAAUGUUAUCUCUUUUCAACGCGCUCAGUUCGAACGUAUAUAUUUCAUGGACAUGCGUUUAGUAGAGUGUUCAAGCAGUUUGCUAGUAGAGUGUGACUGAAAGGGUGUUUGAUGCUUAUACACAAACUCAUAGGCAUUUUGAGUUAUUUCAUGCCGUUGAUUUACUUAUUCAACCACCACAAACUACUUACGAGAGUCUCGCCUGAGAGGCUAUGUCUACUUCGGGGGCACUCGUAUUCUCGCAUUCUCCGAAUUGUCAGCGAGUUGGCCAGCCAGCACCUCGAACAGGUUUCAUGUUUGUCGAUCGGAAACAGAAAGGUGCUCAAUUCAGUGCAGUGUGGAGGCAUUCGCGCGUCAUUGCUUCGCGGAAAAAUUUGUAAGAAUUAAUAAUCUGAUAAUUAUUAUUUGUCAUGAUCUAAAGACAAUUGUGUUCAGUACAAAAAUAAUUUUCUUUAAGAAUAAAUAACAUCAAAUUAAACCGUGAAAGUGAACAUUAAAUAAAAAAAUCUAUAAUUCCAAAAGCGAAAUAUAUAGCAAAACAGAAGCGCUGAAGUAAGUCUUCUGUGAAAAUCGAGUUUGAAAUGACAAAUAUUGUUUUAAAUAAUUUUUGGAAAGAAUUAAUAAUUCGUUUACUGCGACUAACAUAAGAUAAUAUCGCGAUACUCGUCGGAGAAGAAAAAGGGUAAAAGGAAGACCGUAUGACCUGCUAAGGGUAUUCGUCAAAUAAACAGUGAUUUGUGAAGAAUACUAUAAAGAAGAGAAAACUCAAAAAAGAAUCAUAGUUAAAGAUAUAAAAUAUUUGACUAAAAGAAAAAAAUACUAUUUAUACUUUGCUAAGUGACUGUGCGAGUUUUAGCAAAGUCUAAUAUGCUGAGAGCUUAGCAAAAAAAUAGAACGAAAUAAUAAGAAUAAAUAUCUUUGAAAAUACCCCAACAACAAUAAAGUCCUAAAAGUUUUACGAAGAAGAGAAUACAAAAAAAAAAAAAAUUGGAAAUAACUCAACAACAAUAAUGGUAUAAAUGAUACAAAAUGGUUUCAAAACAGUGCAAAUUAAAUAAAAGAAACUUGAAACAGUGCGUUAGAAAGUGUUUUUAGUGUAAAACUGCAAACAAUAUAUUAAAAUAUAAUAAAGUACAUAGAAAAUAAUUCGAUCAAAAAUAAAAACUUCAUUAUUAGAAAAAAAUCGAAUAAAAUCAAAAGCAAUUAAAAAAUAAACAAAUACAAAAUUUACUCUAUUCGCCUGUGAAUUAAAAAAAAAAAACGUUAAAGUGUACGCGGCAAUACCAUCUUACCACACCUAUAACCACAACAGCAACAUGUUGACGAUGGAAUCGGAUAUGAAAGGCGGUAUAUUGCAUGCAACUAUGCCGCCGCAUCAUGCAUCCGCAGCGUUGCAUGGUCAUGCCACCUCACCAUAUAGCGCGCUAGGGCCACUUAUGAAUCUUGGUCAGUCACAUUUGACGCAAUCACAUCUGUCACAGCAUCACCAUCAUCAUAUGGCCACACAUUUGGCUAAUAGUGGAGGCGGCGGCCAGCAAAGCUCACUGCUGGGUGGCAAUAGUAAUGGUUUGACCAGUAAUCCGUUAAGUUCAUUGCAAACUAGCAUGGCAAAUACACUAAAUGGUAGCGCUUCUAGCCUACAGCAACAACAGCAUCAGCAGCAACAACAACAACACGGUUCUCCUUUACACAGUUCAAGCGAUUUAAGUCCCACACAAUCGAGUAUUGGCAGUCAUCACAUGACCUCGCCUAGUGGUGGCGGUGGACAACAGCAAUCGCAUCACCAUUCCGGCGGUGGUCAUCAUCCCGGUAUGGGUGGAGGUGCGCCAAUUGGUAGUGCUGGCCCACAGAACUUAGGCGGCGGCGGCGGCGGUAGUCAUAAUGUGAAUAACAACAACUCAGCGACGGCAAAUAAGAAUCAACAAAAUGCUGAACGCGUUAAACGGCCUAUGAAUGCGUUUAUGGUGUGGUCACGUGGUCAGCGACGUAAGAUGGCUUCGGAUAAUCCUAAAAUGCAUAACUCAGAAAUUUCUAAACGUUUGGGCGCACAGUGGAAAGAUUUGUCAGAGUCUGAGAAACGUCCAUUCAUUGAUGAGGCGAAACGACUCCGCGCUGUGCAUAUGAAGGAGCACCCCGAUUACAAAUAUCGGCCACGACGCAAGACAAAGACAUUGACUAAGUCGAAGGAGAAAUAUCCUAUGGGUGUGGGUUCGCUAAUGCAGGCUUCAGAACCGAAUACUCCUACCACUGCGCGCAACAAUGGUGGUGCCUCGAUUGCGGCAGCACAACAAGCCGCGGCUGUCAAUCGCGACAUGUAUCAGAUGAGCGCACCAAACGGCUACAUGCCCAAUGGUUAUAUGAUGCACGAUCCCUCAGCCGCGGCGUAUCAGACGCAACACAGCGCCUACAUGGGCAACUAUCAUCGCUACGACAUGGGUCAAAUGCAUCAGGCGGCCGCUGCAGCGGGCUCACUGAAUUAUAUGAAUCCGGCGGCUAGUGGGGGCUACAGCAUGUACGGCACUGUGUCGGGCGGCCAGACAUCACCUUAUGCCAGCAUACAACAGCCUGGCUCUCCAUACAGUAAUGUCCAGCAGCAACCCGGUUCACCGUACGGCCUUUCAGGUGGCGGCGGUGGUGGCCAGGCUGGCUCCCAAGUGUCCUGCCAAAGUCACAGCCCCAGCGACUCGAGCAUAAAAUCGGAACCUGUUUCGCCAAGUCCGCUGCAUAGUCAAGCGCAACAGAAUUCUGCUGCCGUAAUAGCCGCCAACAACAACAAUCACAUAAUGAAGCGAGAGUAUGGUGCGACGCAGCAAACAUCAGAUUUAAAUCAUCUGAUGAAUAUGUAUCAUCUUCCCGAUGGAAUGCAAGCGUCAGCAGCAGCAGCAGCCGCAGCUGCUGAGCAUCAACGCAAUCUUAUGCAUUAUCAGAAUAGCUCGCCAGAUUUGCACCAACAACAACAGCAACAUGCGCAGCAUCAACAAUCGAUGCGCGCAAUGGCGCCACUCGCUCACAUGUGAGAAAUGGCCAGUGCA
Ceratitis capitata (Mediterranean fruit fly) is the source of this 3153-nucleotide messenger RNA. Its product is annotated as transcription factor SOX-2. Gene Ontology annotation, molecular function: RNA polymerase II cis-regulatory region sequence-specific DNA binding; DNA-binding transcription factor activity, RNA polymerase II-specific. Gene Ontology annotation, biological process: cell differentiation; positive regulation of transcription by RNA polymerase II; anatomical structure morphogenesis. Bases 1438 to 3138 code for a protein of 566 amino acids. The record is from RefSeq and is a predicted model, not a curated record. NCBI's taxonomy places the organism in Eukaryota, Metazoa, Arthropoda, Insecta, Diptera, Tephritidae. The transcript has a single exon.